This is a messenger RNA of Pelodiscus sinensis (Chinese soft-shelled turtle), 1512 nucleotides long. It is a transcript of the gene PRCC, whose product is annotated as proline rich mitotic checkpoint control factor. Gene Ontology annotation, cellular component: nucleus. Lineage: Eukaryota; Metazoa; Chordata; Testudines; Trionychidae. The record is from RefSeq and is a predicted model, not a curated record.
UCCCCGGGGGGGAGGGGCCGGCUCGAGCCUCCCCAAGGGGAAGAAGAGGAUGGAGCCGGUGAAGAUCGCGGCCCCCGAGCUGCACAAGGGGGAUUCAGAUUCAGAGGAAGAUGAACCAGCAAAGAAGAAAAAUUCUCUUCAGGGACUCAGCGAGGGCUCUGGCUUGUCUGCUUUGCUCCCUCAACCCAAAAACUUGACAGUGAAAGAGACAAACCGGUUACUUUUGCCCUAUGCUUUCUCGAGGAAAGUGGCAGAAAAUGCCCCUGAGUCGAAGCCAGCUAAGGCUCCGACUUCCUCCUCCAAGCCAAAACCUCUGUCCAAGCCGGCAGUGGCCACAUCUCCUUCACCGUCUGCCAUCAAAGCGGCUGCCAAGAGUGCUGCCCUGCAGGUAACCAAGCAGAUCACCCAGGAGGAGGACGAGAGUGAUGAAGAUGUGGAGCCGGAGAACUUCUUUUCUUUGUCUGACAAGAGUGAGCCCAGUGUGGUCAGUGUGGAGUCAUAUGUGUAUUCCGGCACCAUGGUGACAGAGGAUCUGCCCCCUGGGACAGAGCCGGAGCCUGAAUUCCAGGAUGCUGCGGCUAAUGCUCCUCUGGAGUUCAAGACGGCUGCAGGUUCAAGCACCACUCCGCACAGCUGGGCACCUAAGCCUGGAGAAGACUAUGGCAACCAGCCAUAUAACCAGUUCCCUGGCUACAACGAUGCCAAUGCUACAGGAGCAUAUUAUCAGGAUUACUACGCAAGUGGCUAUUACCCAGAGAUGGAUCCAGCCCUAGGACCACCACAGGAAAUGGGCACCGACUCAUCCUUCAUGGACGAUGAAGCGUUCAAGCGUCUCCAAGGCAAACGGAACCGUGGGCGGGAGGAGAUAAACUUUGUGGAGAUCAAAGGGGAUGAUCAGCUGAGUGGAGCCCAGCAGUGGAUGACCAAAUCCUUAACAGAGGAGAAGACCAUGAAAUCUUUCAGCAAGAAAAAAGGAGAGCAGCCAACCGGACAGCAGAGAAGAAAACACCAGAUCACGUACCUGAUCCACCAGGCGAAGGAGCGAGAACUGGAACUGAAAAACACAUGGUCCGAAAACAAACUCAGCCGGCGUCAGACCCAAGCCAAAUAUGGAUUUUAGCGCCUCUCCUGUUCUCUGGGCAUUAGCCCAGAUGACCUACCACAUCAGACUCCUCCUGGCCUACCAGGAAUUGAGGAGGCCCUUGGCUCUAACUGUGUGGAUGGGAGUAUACAGCACUCCCCUGUCUGUGAAGAGAAGGGUUAAAUGCUAACCAUUUCUGAAACCCACACUGUAAUUUUUUUUAAUGAUGAUAUAGAAGGUUCAAAUCAAGUCUGGUUCGUUCAGCUGGGGACCCUGGCACCGGAAAGCCACAGGCUUGUCCAAAGAGGACGUGACUGGUGCAAAGUUUUGAGCUCUCAUCCUGUAGGUGUACAGACUACCAAUUUUUUUUCUUUAUAGUAGUCACCAAAACCUUAGGUAGAGUCUCAAUAAAUUUCCAAGUCCACCAUUGC